Ceraceosorus guamensis is the source of this 417-nucleotide messenger RNA. RefSeq lists its product as hypothetical. Bases 82 to 330 code for a protein of 82 amino acids. The transcript has 3 exons. The record is from RefSeq and is a predicted model, not a curated record. Lineage: Eukaryota; Fungi; Basidiomycota; Exobasidiomycetes; Ceraceosorales; Ceraceosoraceae.
UGGAGAACAUCACAUCAUCGCCACGUCACAUCACACCACACAAGUCCAUCUCCUACACCAACACUUCUCUACAACGCCAGCAUGCGCUUCACACUCACCCUCCCGCUCGUCGUUGCCGCUUGCGCCAUUGCGGGGCUGGCUCAAGCCGCCAACAUUGCGCCACGUCAAGGCACCUGCGAGGAGAAUUACGGCACGUAUCCAGAGUACACUGGCCCUUGCGAGCCUUCCAACUGCGGGGCCAGAGGUACAAAGUGCAACCGCGGACAAGGCUGCGUCAUCUAUCCAGCCUUUGGAUGCCCAGCUCAGGGUUGCGCUUGCACUUACUACUAAUAAUCACGUGAACAAUAGCGGUGCCAACGCAAGUCCUUGGGUCACAUCGUGACUGAGGCAUCAAGUCUAAUCGUGAAAUAGCAAACC